Paramuricea clavata is the source of this 1333-nucleotide messenger RNA. The record is from the annotation of a GenBank genome assembly. Lineage: Eukaryota; Metazoa; Cnidaria; Anthozoa; Malacalcyonacea; Plexauridae.
AUGAGUGUGAAUUAUCACCACUAGGAAUUAUAUUGUCUACAAGAUUAUAAUAAAUAAUUAAAAUAAUUAUAACGAAAUAAUUAUCCAUUGUAGAAAGCACUGUAUUUCUAUGUCACUUCCAUCGAGAAAAAGCUUGGCGUGAAUGGAUCAGCAAAUCUGACCAUGGUGUAAGUGACCACAAAGAUGAGAUUCUGCGCUACCUUCGCUCUAUUGCCCACUCAACCACAACAAAUAAGAUUGAAGAUGCAGUGAAAACCAUGAAAGAAAGCACUUUAUGGAAGUCUUCCUUGAAACUCCAAAAAUGGCAAGAAGGAAAGUGGUUACCAAAUGCAAAGGUGCAUACUUUAAAAUCAGUUAUACUUUUAAUGUUUCCAAUAAAUAAAUACAGCAUGAGAUGCCGUGUUGUUUAGGAUAUGCAAAAACGAGCAGACUUCGAUGCGCGAAUGCUGUAUACAGUGCACUUCUGGGCUUGUGAUUUGUCUUGAUACCUUACUUUAAAAUUUAAAUUCAUAAUCAUUCUUUUCAAACACUUUUUCAUCCAUCCAAAUACGAAAAACCUUUCGAAAAAUCUUAUUCUUACUUUCAAAUUCGGUUAAUACUUUUGUUUGAAGCCUUUUUGUGUGUCGUUCACGAAUGUUUAUUUUACAUUCUUAGAGAUGGGUACAAGCAUUUCGCAUAGAAGUGGCAGUCCAUACAAACAAUGGUGUAGAGCAUCAGAAUGAAGCAUUAAAAUAUGAUAAAAAGUUCUUAUCUACUAAAUCAUUGGUCAAUAGAGAGAAUUUUCCCGCUCAAUAAUAAAAUCAACAUGGCGGAAAUGCAGCAUUCAUAUGCAAAUGCGUGUAAUUUGUGCUUUAGAACAAUUGAUAAAGAUUACGAGAGAUUUCUAGUAGAAGGACGGGGGCAAUUUAAUGUUCGUUCGGAGCUGGAAAGUCUGGAAUUUAACGUGAGCCGUACGAGUCGAUUCAUUUGUUGUGGUUGCAUUCAAAAGCUAAAGAAACAGAGGGGAUUAAUUAAUCAACUGGAUAGCAUUAACAGUUGUAUAAAGAAUUUACACAGGGUCAAUUUAGAAGACAUUACUCCACAACUGAAAAGAAAUGUGUGUGAUUUCCAUGAUAAUACCAGCAAUACUAUUGUCAAGAAAAUUCGCAAAGAUGCCAAAGAAUCGACACCAACAACAUUACAACCCUCUACUUCCUCACCCGUUCAUCAUACAGACAUUCCUCAAUGGCCCGUAUCACCUUUAGUUUCAAAUGAACAACCUAAGACUGAGAGCGUUCGACAACUGUUAGUACUUGAUGAUGAACCUGAUACACUGAACGAUGAAUCAUUGUAA